AUGGAGUUAGACAUCGAAGAGCAUUGGUUUAUCACCCUCAGAUCGAUGGGCAAGCAGAGAUAUCAAAUAGGGAGCAUUCAAAACACCUUUAGGAAUGUCUCAUUAUCAAUUAGUCUACGGAAAAACGUGCCACUUUCCUGUAGAGCUGAGCAUAAAGCUUAUUGGGCAAUGAAGCAACUAAAUAUGGAUCUUCAAACAGCUAGUGAAAAGCAUCAUUUGCAAAUUAAUAAGAUGGAGGAGUUUCGUAAUGAAGCUUAUGAAAAUGCAAGGAUUUACAAAGAACAAACAAAGGCUUGGCAUGAUAGGCAUAUCUCAAAGAAGGAGCUUCUACCUGGACAACAAGUUUUACUUUACAAUUCAAAGCUUCACCUCUUUUCAGGAAAGCUCAAAUCUCGAUGGUCACGCCCAUUCACGAUUGUUAAAGUUUUUCCCCAUGGAGUAGUAGAAGUCGCUCAUGAUGAGAAUGGGACAUUUAAAGUGAAUGGACAACAUUUGGAGCCUUAUGUAAAUGGUGAAUUUGACAACAACAAGAACACCAUUCUUCUUGACCCAACCUAG
Molecule: messenger RNA, 558 nt
Organism: Olea europaea var. sylvestris
Lineage: Eukaryota; Viridiplantae; Streptophyta; Magnoliopsida; Lamiales; Oleaceae
Exons: 2
Coding region: 1-558 (185 amino acids)
Source: RefSeq, a predicted model, not a curated record